AGAGAGAGAAAAAUUCCACCCGCGCUGAGCUUUUUUGGGAGGGGAGGAGGGUGAUUUUUACUGGGUUGGCGUGUUGGGUUUGGUGGGGCAGGGCUUGGAGAUCCUUGUAAUGGCCACACGAGUUUCGUCAUUGUAACUUUCUUGGAAGAGAUGCACAUUGAAGAGGCUGUGAGUCUGCAGUGAGCCAAUUAUGGGUUUAUUCGUAAAUGCAUGUGCCUGGGCAUUCAAGACAGACACAAACACUCAACAGCCAAUUGCCUGAUGUUGGUCGCAGACAUGAGUGGAUCAAUUAGCCACGUUUGUCAUGACCUUUUCUGUAAUAUCUCCAAAAACAUGAAACAAUGAACAAUCCCGGUACUUAUCAACCAAACCCUCUCCCUCUCCCUCACCGUUCGUCCCCGAAAUAUCCUUCCCAUUCACCGUCGUACCAGACGGGUAAGUCGGUCGUCUACCUUCCUCAACCAGAGAAAUGAACUGCGCAUCCAUAGGAACACUCCCCAGGAACGGAACCUUGAACUCCUCCGCCAUGCUCUUCCCUCCUCCUGACCCGAAUAUGUCGGUGCACUCGGAACAAUGCGGACACACGUAGCCGCUCAUGUUUUCCACGACUCCUAAUACCCGUAUGUUGGUCUUGGUGCAAAAGUUGAGCUCUUUUCGUACGUCAGCUGUCGCGACGGCUUGGGGUGUUGUGACUACUACUGCGCCCGCGACCUGGCCGGGCAGUGCGUCCUUUUGGAGCGUUUCGGCGAGGGAUAUAUGUUCGUCGCUUGUUCCGGGUGGUGUGUCGAUGAGUAGAAAGUCGGUUUCAUCCCAGAGCACGUCUUUGAGGAAUUGUCGGAUCAUUGCUGUCUUUUUUGGUCCUCUCCAAACAACUGCGUCGCCUCGCUUUGGGAGGAGGAAGCCUAGACUCAUCGCAUGUAGAGAUCCGAGGCCUUUGGAUGAGUCUCCUUCAUGUACUAACACGGGCGCCCAUCCUCCUGGUACUUGGGUGACUUUUGACUCUUCGAUCGAGAGCAUGCGGGGGAUUGAAGGGCCGGUUAAAUCGACAUCGAGAAUACCGACAGAGUGACCGGCUGAAGCGAGCGACAAUGCUAAUUGGGUUGUGACUGAAGAUUUGCCUACUCCUCCUUUGCCUGAGAGGACCUGUUUGGUGAGUAACAGCUUGAAGCGAGUGAGCGAGCGAGCGUAGUGUAACAUACCAGGAUGAUGUGUUUGAC
This is a messenger RNA of Fusarium odoratissimum NRRL 54006, 1217 nucleotides long. RefSeq lists its product as uncharacterized. The record is from RefSeq and is a predicted model, not a curated record. NCBI's taxonomy places the organism in Eukaryota, Fungi, Ascomycota, Sordariomycetes, Hypocreales, Nectriaceae. Bases 596 to 1069 code for a protein of 157 amino acids. The transcript has 2 exons.